AUGGGCAACACCCCUUCCCAACCACCUCAUAAGUCUCCAACUUAUACCUAUUAUGCCCGUUCGGCUGGGUCUGAAGAUGACGAAUUGUUACUCAAGUUACAGAGUAUGCUACUUUCCGAUAGUGAAGAAAAUCAUACCAGAAACGGUAGUAAUUCCACUCAGAAUGGAAAAUCCGUAAGUCCAGAUUCUAACCCUAUCACUAUCGAUAAGUUGUACGAGUGGAAGGAGGAACUACUAGCUGAUCCAAAGAAUCAGUUGGCUUUGAACUGUUUUACGGGAAAUGAUCUCUCCAAGAUUAUUGCCAAGACGGCCAAAAUCAAUAAAAAUAAUCAAGAUUUAUUCAAUGUCACUGUCAAAUAUGAAGGCAAGCCAAUAACCAAUCAGAAGUCUUCUGGAAGAUGCUGGUUGUUCGCUUCGACCAACGUUUUCAAGGAGUUUGUUAAGGGAAAGUACAAUUUGGACGAAUUCGAGUUUUCCCAGAACUAUUUAUACUUCUAUGAUAAAUUGGAGAAGAGUAAUUAUUUCUUGAAUAGAAUUCUAGAGUGUACAGAUGAGGAUAUCGAUUCUAGAUUGGUUCAGUUCUUACUCCAGAUGCCUGAGAAUGACGGUGGACAGUGGGAUAUGGUGGUCAAUUUGGUCAACAGGUACGGUUUGGUGCCAAAGACUAUUUACACUGACUCGGCUUCGUCAUUGAGCUCCAAUCGAUUGAACUAUCUUAUUAACGAGAAAUUAAGAGAAUACGCAUUGAUUCUAAGAAAGAUGAAACGUGAUGACUCUGAAAAGAUGGGUGCCCAAUCUAUUGGUAGUGCCAAGAAGUCCAUGCUGCAGGAGAUCUACAAUAUACUUUCACUAACCUUAGGUAUUCCUCCUAAGCCAGAUGAAGAGAUUGCUUGGGAAUACAAGGACAAGAAUGGUAAUUAUGGUCGUAUCAAAACGACUCCAUUGGGCUUCUACAAGGAUAUUUUAGGGUUCAAAGCAGACCAGUAUUUCUCGUUGAUUCAUGAUCCUAGAAAUGUUGAAGGUUUGUAUACUGUAGACAAACUAGGUAACAUUGAAGGAGGAAAGCCUAUUGAGUAUGUGAACACUUCGGCCGACAACUUGAAGCAGGCUGCCAUUGCAAUGUUGCAAGACAAUCAUCCGGUUUUCUUUGGUUCUGAUGUGGGUAAAUUCGAGGAUACCAAUAUUGGUCUUCUAGAUGUCAAUGCCUGGGACUAUAAGCUUGGUUUCGGUACAGAUAUAAAUCUUACUAAGAAGCAGAGAUUACUAACUGGAUCUUCCCAGAUGACUCAUGCCAUGGUUCUCACCGGUGUUCAUUUGGUUGAUGGAAAGCCAAUUAGAUGGAGAGUGGAGAAUUCUUGGGGUGAAUAUGGCGACCAUAAGGGAUACUUUGUUAUGACAGACGAUUGGUUUGACCAGUAUGUGUUUCAGGUGGUUACCAAGGAGAAAUAUGCUUUAAAGAAAUUGACUGAUUACUGGAAAAGUAAAGAUUAUAAGGUUCUUCCUUAUUAUGACCCUAUGGGAGCUCUAGCACGUUGCGAUUGUGGAAAGAGCAGACAUUGA
Brettanomyces nanus is the source of this 1560-nucleotide messenger RNA. RefSeq lists its product as uncharacterized. The record is from RefSeq and is a predicted model, not a curated record. Gene Ontology annotation, cellular component: cytoplasm. Gene Ontology annotation, biological process: L-homocysteine catabolic process; response to toxic substance; proteolysis. NCBI's taxonomy places the organism in Eukaryota, Fungi, Ascomycota, Pichiomycetes, Pichiales, Pichiaceae. Gene Ontology annotation, molecular function: cysteine-type aminopeptidase activity. Bases 1 to 1560 code for a protein of 519 amino acids. The transcript has a single exon.